This is a messenger RNA of Odontomachus brunneus, 2069 nucleotides long. RefSeq names its product vesicle transport through interaction with t-SNAREs homolog 1A (gene Vti1a). Bases 386 to 1045 code for a protein of 219 amino acids. Gene Ontology annotation, molecular function: SNAP receptor activity; SNARE binding. Gene Ontology annotation, biological process: Golgi to vacuole transport; intracellular protein transport; macroautophagy. Gene Ontology annotation, cellular component: endoplasmic reticulum membrane; Golgi apparatus; SNARE complex. The transcript is spliced from 4 exons. NCBI's taxonomy places the organism in Eukaryota, Metazoa, Arthropoda, Insecta, Hymenoptera, Formicidae. The record is from RefSeq and is a predicted model, not a curated record.
CGCACGCCUCAAGAGGCAACGCGCGUUCCAAGUAAUAUAUAUUUCAGUGUUGCAACAAGAUGACAAGAAACAAAUCUAGGCGCUUAAAAAAGUCUAUUUGCACAUAACUUCCCGUGACUUAAUUUUUUGCUGAUUUCCAGAGCAAUUUGCUUAAGUGUUGUUUUGAUCGUUAAUGUCGAGAAAAAGCAGUUUGAAUCUCGCGACUCGCAUGCUAAUGCACCCCGAUAUCCCGCGCACGUGAUAAAGUACAAUCGGACGGUGCGAAGUGUGCCAGCGGUGCAAAAAGUGUUCCCUCUCCCCCCCGUUUGCGAUAUCGCCUUUGCGUCGCGCGAUUUAAAUCGCCAUCUGACUCGUGUCUUUAGUCGAUGGCACACCUGUGUCCAAGAUGGCGUCGCUCAUUGACAGCUACGAACAGCAGUAUGCUGUUUUGACAGCUGACAUCACCGCGAAAAUCGGCAGAAUAAGGAUCCAGAGUGGCGGUGAGAAAAGAGCCCUUAUUCAGGAUGUGGACCGGCAAAUUGAAGAAGCUCAAGAACUGCUGGAGCAAAUGGAGUUGGAGGUUCGUGGGAUGAAUGGAACGGCUCGCGAUCGGCUACGCAGUCGUGUAGAGAGUCACAGGGCAGAAUUGAAGCGCUUGACUCAGGAGUUUCAAACGGCGAAGAAGCCAAGGGAGGACGUUAUGGAGAUUACCGUGGAGGAAUCCUGGGAGAACAAUGUGACAGAAGACCAGAAGAAAAGAUUGCUGGAUGCGUCCGAGAGAAUAGAAAGGACAGGACGAACGUUACAGAAUGGCUAUCGUAUGGCGUUGGAAACGGAGGAGAUCGGAUCGCAGGUGUUGAAGGAGCUGCACGAGCAGCGAGAAACAAUACAGCAUGGCAGAGGAAGGUUACGGGAAACAGAUGCGGAGCUAGGACGGGGGUCUCGAUUAUUGUCGGGAAUGAUCUACCGCAGCCUCCAGCUGAGGAUUAUUUUAGCGGCGGUGGCGUUAUUACUCACAAUUGUCGCUUGCAUUGUGAUAUACUAUAGUUUUAAGUCUAAAAGUUAAAGAACGUACACUUUCUUCGGCCGGAUGACCGGCUUGUGGAAGCCAUAUUUAUUAUCAGAGAAUUCAAAAUGUUAUUUCUAUCAAAUUGCGAGGUUCGUUAGGUAAUUAUGUGAUCAUCAUUAACUGUCGUGUCGUCUACUGUCCGACUUGCUCGGACUUGUUUGUCACAUUUUGCCUCGACGAGCGACCAUCAUCGCUGUGUACAUCUUAUUAUCUCAAAUUUGAAUUUACCUCACGUUGGAUGAAUCGCGGCUAAUAUAGAGCAGAGAGAGAGAGAAUGUCAUUGAACAAGAGAAAAAAAGGUUAACCAAUGUUAUGUAAGUUUCCUAUAUAAAAAAAAAAAAGAUUGAACAUCCACAUGGCAGAAAGAUGAAGCUUGAAACGGUGCGACCAAUGAGUCAAUUUGCUGAAUCGAUGGAUGAUUACCAAAUGCGUUAUUCCGAAAUGCGCCGCCUGAAAAUAUUCGGAACGUUGCGAGAAAGAUCGCAAAAGCCCUUUGGUACAUAACAUACAUACACAAUUGUUAUAUGAGAUGGAUAUACGGAAGUUUGAUUGGUCGGUAUCACAUCUUGCGUUCUGAAGAUACUCCGAAUCACAAAGUGUAUACGUAUGCAUACGUAUAUAUAUAUAUAUAUACAUAUAUAUAUAUAUAUAUAUAUAUAUAUAUAUAUAUAUAUAUAUAUAUACACACAUUCCCAGCGAGAAAUGUAUGUAUUAAACGAUAUCCAUUAUUUUUGACGUUAUGCCGACUGGCGAGCAUGUUGAACUGUUAUCUCUUCGUGUUCGAGUUAACAGCUACGUGUCAUUGUUGUUAUUAUCCUGCCCGAGUCGAGCUGUGUAAUUGUGGAUUUUAUCAACUAAAUGCAUUCUACAAUCGUGUCUUACGCAGAAAACAACAGCGAUUUAUCAUGUAUACUAAGGUCAUACGCGGGUAAGGAUCGAUUCGUAAAUACACUGAAAGUAUCAAAGGAUGCUUAUAUUUGAGGAAAAAACUAGACGCGCCUAAUAAUAACUCCUUUUAUUA